AUGCCGCAGCUCAAGGAGGAGGAGGAGGAGGAGCGCACGUCGACGACGACCGUGACGGAGGACGAGGAGGAGAUGGAGCACAUGGACGAGCACUCGUCGCUGCGGCAGGGCGCGCAGGGCGACGAUCACUCGCCGCCCUCCAGCGUGCAGACCCAGCUCAAGAAGCCCAAGAAGUUGGCGCCCGACGCCACGAGCGACAAGGCGAAUGGCACGUUGCGGCAGGGCUCGGCGCCUCGGCUGCUGUCCACCGAGAGUGUGGGACUCAUCUCGCAGUACGCGGCCGUGGGGCUCGUCUACGGCGUGCUGCCCAGCACCAUCACGCCCUUCCUCACGUACUACCUCAACAUGGAGGGCACGGCCACCACGUCGGCGCGCGCGCUGAUCUCCAUCCCCUGGAGCUUCAAGGUCUUCAUCGGCGUGCUGUCCGACUGCGUGCCGCUCUUCGGGUACCGGCGCCGGCCCUACAUGGUGCUGGGCUGGUCCGUCACGGUGCUGUGUCUGCUGGCCAUGGCGGCGUCGCCGCUGGAGGAGCCGUACUUCCCCGACCCGGAGCUGAGGAACGUCAAGCCCGCGGACUACUCCAUCGAGAUGGCGCAGUCGCUCAACAAGAGCGCGCCCAGCAGCGGCGCCAAGUACAUUGUGCUCAUGAUGUUCGCCACGCUCGGAUAUCUCUUCGCCGACGUGGCAGCGGACGCGGUGGUGGUCGAGUACGCCCAGCGAGAGCCCGAGGAGACGCGCGGACGCACCCAGACGGCGAUUUACACGGUGCGAACGCUGUUCAACGUCGUGGCGCAGGCCAUCACGGGCUUCGGACUCAGCACGCCGGACUACGGCGGCAGUUUUGACUUCGGCAUCUCGUUCCCGGACACGAUGCUGCUCCUGGCGGUGUUUUGUCUGCCGGUGAUCCCCAUGACGUGGAUGUUUGUGCGUGAGGAGCGUGUGAAGGACCAGCCGACGUUCAGGAAGUACAUUGGGGACUUGUGGGGUGCCAUCCAGAGUCGCGCGGUGUACCAGGUGAUCGCGUACAGCUUCUUGUCGGGCGUGUUCAGCGGGUUCACGUACGUGGCGCAGGACCCCAUGACGUCGUACUGGGUGCACGCCACGAGUUUCAACCUGAGUCUGAGCAGCAUCUUCGGCAGCUUUGUGACAGUGGUCACGCUCACGCUGACAGGCAAGUACGGCCUGCACUGGAACUGGCGGACGAUGCAAGUGGUCACGAUGGUGAGUGUGAUCGCGCUCGACGCCAUGUGCACCAUGCUGGUGACGUGGGACAUCGUGCGGAAGCAGUGGUUCUGGCUGGGCGUCCCGAUCGUCGAGGCCGUGCCGAACGCCGUGGGGUUCAUCAUCUCGACGUACGUCGUGGUCGAGCUCGCUGGCCAGGGCAACGAAGGAGCGAUCUACGGUCUGCUGACCACGGUGAGCAACCUGGGCGGACCGUUCGCGCUCACGCUGACGAAGAACGUGAAUGCGGCGUUCAUGGUCUACAACGAAGACAUCCUGAACGACACGCUGGAGGUGCGUCGCGACGUGACCAUCACGAUCCUGAUCUCGUACGUGAUGAAGCUGCUGGCGCUGCUCUUCCUGCCGCUGCUGCCUCGCCAGAAGGCCGAGGCGCAGGCGCUCAAGAGAUCAGGCGGCAGCAGUCGACGCAUGGGCGCCUUCACGAUCGCGUAUCUAUCGUUCGCGCUCGUGUGGGCGAUUUUGACCAACCUGCUGGGCAUCUUCGAGAGCACUCGGUGCUGGGUCAUCACCGGGGGCUGUAAAGAGUAA
Phytophthora sojae is the source of this 1770-nucleotide messenger RNA. RefSeq lists its product as hypothetical. The record is from RefSeq and is a predicted model, not a curated record. Lineage: Eukaryota; Oomycota; Peronosporomycetes; Peronosporales; Peronosporaceae. Bases 1 to 1770 code for a protein of 589 amino acids. The transcript has a single exon.